Molecule: messenger RNA, 1185 nt
Organism: Knipowitschia caucasica
Lineage: Eukaryota; Metazoa; Chordata; Actinopteri; Gobiiformes; Gobiidae
Source: the annotation of a GenBank genome assembly
AUGGCGGCUCUGGAGCUCGCCAUGCAGGCCCUGGCUCUGUUCGGACUGGUUCUAUUCGGGGUGCUGUGGCUGAUGCACUUCAUGUCUAUCAUCUAUGUGAGGUUGUGUCUGCACAGGAGGCGGUCCGAGGUGAAGCAGCCGUUCUCUCAGUUUAAUGGAGUCUCUCUGUUGAAGCCUCUGAAAGGAGUCGACCCAAACCUGGUGUCCAACCUGGAGACCUUCUUCACCCUGGACUAUCCCAAGUACGAGAUCCUCCUGUGUGUCCAGGACCAGGACGACCCGGCGGUGGAGGUGUGUAAGAAGCUGUUGGGGAAGUAUCCUGGAGUGGACGCCCGCCUCUUCAUUGGAGGGAAGAAGGUGGGGAUCAACCCCAAGAUCAACAACCUGAUGCCCGGCUACGAGGAGGCCAAGUACAGCCUGGUGUGGGUGUGCGACAGCGGCAUCCGCGUGAAAGCCGACACUCUCACAGAUCUGACCAAUCAGAUGACAGAGAAGGUGGGCCUGGUGCACGGCCUGCCGUACGUGGCUGACCGCCAGGGGUUUGCCGCCACACUGGAACAGGUGUACUUUGGGACCUCUCACCCUCGCUCCUACAUCUCUGCUAACGUGACGGGGAUAAAGUGUGUGACUGGGAUGUCGUGUCUGAUGAGGAAGGACGUCCUGGACCAGGCGGGCGGCCUGCGCGCCUUCGCCCAGUACAUUGCAGAGGAUUACUUCAUGGCCAAAGCCAUCGCUGACCGGGGGUGGAGGUUCUCCAUGGCGACGCAGGUAGCGAUGCAGAACUCUGGUUCCUAUUCCAUUGCACAGUUUCAGUCCAGGAUGAUUCGGUGGACUAAGCUGAGGAUAAACAUGUUGCCUGGGACGGUUUUGGAGCCGGUCUCUGAGUGUUUCCUGGCCAGUCUCAUCAUCGGCUGGGCCGCCCACUACAUCUUCAGAUGGGACAUGAUGGUGUUCUUCAUGUGUCACUGUUUGGCCUGGUUCAUCGCAGACUACAUCCAGCUCACAGGAGUACAGGGCGGCGCUCCGUGUUUCUCCAAACUGGACUUUGCUGUGGCCUGGUUCAUCCGUGAGUCGAUGGCGGUGCAGAUCUUCCUGUCGGCGCUCUGGGACCCCACCAUCUCCUGGAGGACGGGGCGCUACCGUCUGCGCUGCGGCGGCACGGCGGAGGAGCUGCUGGACGUCUGA